Molecule: messenger RNA, 594 nt
Organism: Epithele typhae
Lineage: Eukaryota; Fungi; Basidiomycota; Agaricomycetes; Polyporales; Epitheliaceae
Product: CTR copper uptake transporter
Exons: 3
Coding region: 1-594 (197 amino acids)
Biological process (GO): copper ion transmembrane transport; intracellular copper ion homeostasis
Cellular component (GO): plasma membrane
Molecular function (GO): copper ion transmembrane transporter activity
Source: RefSeq, a predicted model, not a curated record
AUGUCUUCGCGCCUCCUUCCGACCACCCUCUUCUCCGGCCUUCUCGCAGCGACGUUCAUUGCGAAGGCCGCCGCUCAUGGCGGUGACGACACCAACGGCAUGGAUAUGAGCAUGGACGGCUCCAUGGACCUCGCCGCGGGCAACAUGUUGAUGUGGUUCCACUUCACCCCCGGCGACGUCCUCUGGUUCUACGGAUGGGUUCCCCGCAGCACCGGCGCGAUGGUGGGGACGUGCAUUGGGCUCUUCCUCCUGGCGUUGAUCGACCGCUGGAUCGCGGCAUGCCGAGGAGUCAUGGAGACGCAUUGGCACAAGCGGGCGCAGAUCGUCCAGGCGGAUCGUAUCAACGCGCGCAACGAGAAGAGCGCCGGCGGCGUCGCUCGCGUCCGCGACAUGGUCUCCAUGCGCAACGGCCCGCCGUUCAUCCCGGCCAACGACCUAACUCGGGGAGUCAUGCACGCCGCGCAGUCUGCGCUGCACUUCGCCAUCAUGCUGGCCCUCAUGACCUUCCAACUCGCGUUCUUCAUUUCAAUCGUCAUCGGACUCGGUGUUGGAGAGGCUCUGUUCGGUCGCUUCGGUAGCCACGGAGGGCAUUAG